This is a messenger RNA of Blepharisma stoltei, 1891 nucleotides long. The record is from the annotation of a GenBank genome assembly. NCBI's taxonomy places the organism in Eukaryota, Ciliophora, Heterotrichea, Heterotrichida, Blepharismidae.
AUGAAUUAUCAUAAAUGCUGCAUUGAAGAGUGCCAAUGCCAAGCAGAUAUAAAAUGCUCGUGCAUGAUUUACCUGUGUGAAAAUCAUCGAAAUGCUCAUUUGGGUGGGAAAACCCAUCAUUUUUUAAAUUUACAGACUAUAGUAAAUGCUCAGACACAAAGAGAAGCCAUAAAUUAUUUGCAAAGAGAAAUAGAAAAGCUGAGAUUUCUUAGGACAUAAUUAAACAUCGCUUUUCAGCCCGAGCAUGGCUUCCCUACCAUGCAGCCUCGAAUAUAUAUUUAAUUAUAUCUGGCCAACCAGAAUGGCUGCUUACUUACUAACUAACCUAAAUUACUUAUAAAAAAUUCCCCUUUAGGCCACUACUCGCCUCCUCAUAAAGCUCCACCUCUUGGUUGCAAGUGCGAAUACGACCUUCCUCUGUGUCAUUCCUCACGGGCGAGUGCUUACACUCGCUACCCAAGAGUUUGUGACGCUGGAUCACCAUGCAGUGAAUCAAAGGUUCGCUCUUUCAAAAUUCUAAAAAUCGAAUUUUCUGGACGGGCUGUCCACUAAAUGGUGAGACUUGGAGUUGGAAAGAGGAUUAUGCAAAGGCCUUUAUGCACCACAAGAUCAAUAGACCAGGAGCUACGCGCUAGACUUAAGUUUUACCAUUUUGCAGAGUCAGCCAGAAUUCCCAUUAUUUGAAAUUUCUAUACAGGCAAUUUGUGCUCAAGAUCUGGAACUGGAAGCACAGUCAUCGAAAUCAGAAAGACCAAAGCCCAGGGACUAUUCGGCCUUGAAGCCUACGCGUGUGCACGACACAGUGAUGGAGUGGGAAAACUCGAAAUAGAAGGGGAAGUCCUUGUGGGCGGUAUAGAAUUGACGUUAAACUAGGCUCUUAAAUCUUAAAUGAAUUAAUCGUAUCGAGAAUUCUUAAGGGUAACUUAGUUAAUGAAGUGUACAAAAAUAUUAUGAAAAUAGAGAGCAAGCUUGAAAUUUUUUGUUCAAAAAUUGAUAAUGAUAUAGAAGAAAUAGCUAAAUACACAAAGCAGAUAUUGGAAAUUGAUCAGUUCUCUCACUAUGACGAAAAUUCUGAAUUUAAAUGGCUCAAUGGAAAUAGCGAUGAAGGAGUGAGCCUUUUACUCCCCCCAAACCAUUGGAAAAAUCCUAUUUUUUUUUUCAAAAAACCCCACCAUCCUUGAGUGAACAAAUAUUUUUAUAAUGAAAUCUCAGCUAAUUCUGCUUAAUUUUAAACAGCUUCCUUUUUAAAACAUAAAUUUUACAAGAUAAAUUAAUUUUUAUUUCUCGAUUUUUGCGGAUUGUGACAUUAUUUUAAUUUCUAAAAACAUUAUUAUAAUCUUUAUUUAUAUAUAAAUUUUUAACUCCUCUAUGAGCAAACAAUUAUUUUGUUCACUCACGGGAGUUAGAAAAAAAAUUCAGAGAUAGACUUAGAGCUGAUCAGGUUGAUAAUUUAGUAUAUGAUAUCUUUUAUAAAGAAGUUCUGGAUAUUGAAAAAGCCAAAAAUCUAAUUGUGAUUUCUGGACUCGAAGAGAAGUCUCUUUCUCUUGAAACUGAAAUAGUGGACUUAAGAAAGCACUAUGAAAUUCUUCAGCUUCAAUUUAAAGAACUAACAGAAAAAUAUGAAAAUGAAAAAGAAUUUACACAUACGCAUGGAGGGCCGUCUGUUAGAUGCUGCUUAUGCCGCAGAUUUUUUUAUGAUGACCAAUUGGUAAUCCAUGAUUGUGGAUGCGUUUCAUGCAAAAAUUGCAAGUUACCAGAAAAUCGAAAAAUUGAAGAUUUUGAUCAAAAUGAGCAAAAAGUAUUUUGUUGGGUCUGUGGGAAAUUCAAAGAUAAUGAAAAUAAUUGGAUAUGUUUUGAAGAGAAGCUCAAAAAAGCUAUUAAUACUUCAUAA